GUACACGCUUUUUGAUUGGUUGAACGUUCAGAAUCAGUUGAGUUUCAUUGGAUUCUAAGAUUUUGUAGUCAUUUCAGGAAGAAGGUGUUUUGCAACUGCUGUCAGAGUGUAGUGGGCGUAAGAAGUGUUUACAGACUACACGUUAGUGUCCACUUCUCGUGGAUUUUCUCAUAAACCGGUUUUGUUGUAAAGUCUGUGCGGGUAGAGCCGUGGAAAAAUGGCUAAAAUCGAUCUGGCUAAAGUCGGGAAGAACUUACUGAAGAGCGCUGACAGUGGAGAGAAAGUGGAGCUCCAGUCUCUGUGGCAGGACCAGCCUGUGGUUGUGUUCUUUCUGCGCAGGUUCGGCUGCCAGGUGUGCCGAUGGAUGGCGUCAGAGAUCAGCAAGCUGGAGCCUGAACUCCGGGCCAACGGGGUCUCCCUGGUGGGAGUCGGACCAGAGGAGCUUGGGCUGCAGGAGUUCAAGGAAGGAGGGUUUUUUAAAGGCUCCAUUUAUGUGGAUGAAGAAAAGAAUUGUUACAAGGAUUUGGGAUUCAAACGGUACACAGCUUUAAAUGUGCUUCCUGCUGCUUUAGGGAAGAAAGUGAGAGAUAUAGCUUCAAAGGCUGGCGCUGCAGGAAUCCAGGGAAACUUGAAAGGAGAUCUGAUGCAGAGUGGGGGCUUGAUCAUUGUGACAAAAGGUGGAGAAAAGGUGUUGCUCCACUUCAUCCAGGAUUCACCGGGAGACUUUGUACCUCUGGACGACAUCUCCACGGCUCUCGGUAUCUCAGCCACAGUAAAAGCCGGGCAGAAGCCAGUGUGCAAUGAUGAUGUUUGUACACGAUGAAGCAGCGGCGCUGAGCUUUGCCUGAAAUCCUCGAGUCGCCAACAUAAAGGAAGAGGAUCGAUAACACUGAUAAUACUGCAGUAACUCCAACGCCUUGGUUGUCUUUACCUUUUGUAAAAUCUCAGUGUACAUGCAGUUAAUACUUUACCUGAAUCUUUACGGUGCAUGGAAACACUUUUUGAUUCUGAAUGUGAUUCAGAAGAAAGUAAUAAUACGUUAAUCAUUAUUUAUAUUUUAAUGCAGCUUUGUAAACUGUCUUAUUUUGUUAGUCUGGUAAUGAUUUCACUUUGACUUCAGUUUUUUUUUAGUUUGGAUCACAACGCAUCUAACUAAACUACUUUCUUACAUUCAUUUUAACUGUAAAGAAUAAUUUGUGCAGUCAACAAUAAAAUCUUUUGGAGAUAAAUUAUUACACAGAAUA
This is a messenger RNA of Poecilia reticulata (guppy), 1244 nucleotides long. RefSeq names its product peroxiredoxin like 2B (gene prxl2b). Gene Ontology annotation, biological process: prostaglandin biosynthetic process. Lineage: Eukaryota; Metazoa; Chordata; Actinopteri; Cyprinodontiformes; Poeciliidae. The record is from RefSeq and is a predicted model, not a curated record. Gene Ontology annotation, molecular function: prostaglandin F synthase activity.